Molecule: messenger RNA, 26550 nt
Organism: Coregonus sp. 'balchen'
Lineage: Eukaryota; Metazoa; Chordata; Actinopteri; Salmoniformes; Salmonidae
Source: the annotation of a GenBank genome assembly
CAUGGCGCUGGCCUCGCUCCAGUUGUCGUCGGUGCCCUGUGCCAGCGUCCCUACCAUCCCCACCAUCACCCUUGUCACCUAUCCUCUCACCCAAAUCACCCCCCACUGAGCCCCAGCCGGGCCAAGUCAGAGCUAGCAUCCGCCAUGCUGUCAGGAAGCUGGCGUCGCUCCAUGGUAGCCUCACCCGCCAUGCCCUCUGCCUCCACCAGGGGGAGAACUACCAGUGUGGACAGUGUGUCCAGUAGGGAGAGCAGUGGCAGUGUGAGCAGCGGUGUGAGCGUGUCCGUGGGGUGUGGUGUCCCCAGGGGCACGGUGGUGCUGGAAUCGCAGUAUGACUAUCAGUACCGCGGGGCAGACGGACGACAUGUCUGCAUCCGAGAGGGGGAGCGCUUUAUUCUGCUGAGGAAGACUAACACUGACUGGUGGCAGGUAAGGAGGUCCUGACUGUGUGGCUCAGUUGGCAUAGACUAUGAUGCUAGUGUGACCGGUGCGAUUUGAAACCCGCGUGUCCCACGUGGUAACACAACCUCUUAACCAAGAACAAAAUCCAUGUGGUCAGAGGAAUUUGUGUUUCCCAAACUUUGUGUAGGCAGGCUUUUUUUUUUUUUUUUUUUGGAACUAAGUCCGGCUUCCAACUUACUCUCGAAAGUUGUAAUAGUAGAAUGCACAUGGUGCAAUUUCGAAAUUGGGUUGUGGAUCAUCAGUUUUCCUCUUGUCAUGUCGGUCAUUGCAUACCUUAGAGAGCUAUUUAUAACUUGUCAUAAAUUUCCAGAUCAACUAGCCCAUAUCAGAUAAAAAAAAAUUUAGCUAGGGAUUUUAGGCCAUAGAUUUUGUAGUAAUGUUUGUGUCACUCAAAUAUGACAUGAAUACACAUUAGACAUGGCAAAAUGUGUAGAAUUGCAGGAAAUAAGCUUUAAACCUACAAAAUGUUCUCUCAAGAGGGGUGUGAACAGCGUGGGAUGUUCCCCAAAUGCUGGAAGGGGGGCUGAGUGAAUGUUUUUAUAUCUAGCCUAUGCAUUCACUGUACUGUACUGUUACUUUGGCUAAAACUGCUUGUACCUCUCAAUGGCAUGAAUAAUUUAUUUUUCUAUGUAUUAUUUAUUACCAGAUGUAUAAUUUCUUAUUAUAACAAGGUGUGUCAUUUCUUAUUAUUACCAGGAGAAUCAUUUCUUAUUAUUACCAGGAGAAUCAUUUCUUAUUAUUACCAGGAGUAUCAUUUCUUAUUAUUACCAGGAGUAUCAUUUCUUAUUAUUACCAGGAGUAUCAUUUCUUAUUAUUACCAGGUGUGUCAUUUCUUAUUAUUACCAGGUGCGGAGGAUCGGGGCAGCCAGUAAAGCCAAGCCCCUGUAUGUCCCGGCUACGUACGUAGUGGAGGUACCCAUCGCUCCUCUGUCAUCAGUAGCACAACAACAAAAUGCCAACAACAGCAUGUGUAACCAUGCCAACAUGAGACUGCAGCUACAGUCAUCUCUCUCUCUCUGCUCUAACAACCAGUACUCAGGUACGUUAGUGUGAGGGGGAGGGGGUGGGGUAUCCCAUGCGUGUGUGGCCCAUGGUCAAUUGAUCUCCAUGGUCCCUUUGGUAAUACAAAACAUGUAAUUGGUGUGUAAAAACACAAAGAGAUCUUUUCUCACUCUCCUCCUCCUCCUCUCUUCCUCCUCCACAGUGCCCAAAACCUUCUGUCGGUCAAUGGAGGACCUCAACUCUCACAGUGCCUUUAGGGGAGUCAACAGCCACAGCCCUACCCCCAGUCUGGGAGGAGGGGGUGUCCCCACCAUGCCCCUCCCUGCCCUCCCCUCCUACACCGCCACCUCCUCCCCAGGACACUUGCUGGUCCCUGGGGGCCCCCAGACCUCCAUGGGCCCCUCGGCCCCCAUCCCCCGUAGUAAGAUUUGAUUUGAUUUGAUUUAUUUUAUACAUUCUUUUUUAUUUCCUUUUAGUCAUUUAGCUGACGUUCUUCUGCAGAGUGACUUACAGUCGGUGCAUUAAACUACGUUUAGUAGGGAAUAGCAACCACAUAUUACAGUCAGUGCUACAAGACCCUUCUUCAAAAUAGCCGCUACUUAGUACAUAGAAGGCUGCAGCAGCCGGAGACAACAGGACAAUUAAACAAUAAUCGAUUGUGGUCCUCCAGCUAAGAGCUUCAGCAACCUGCCCCAGAACCCUUACGAGGAGAUCGAGGUGGGGGAGAUGGGGGUCGGGAUGGGACUGAGUGGACGGCGCACACCCAUCGGGGGUGUUGCCAGGUCCCUUAGCCAGUGGGACGUGGCCGAGGCCACCCGCAGAAACAGCCAUCUGCAGGUAAGAGUGGGCCAAGAGGGCCAACACACAAACACACAGGACAGGACACACACACAGACAGGACACAAACACACAGGACAGGACACACACACACACACACACAGGACACACAUAGAGACAGGACUCACACAGACAUACACAGGACACACACACAGACAGGACACACACACAGGACAGGACACACACACACAGACAGGACACCCACAGAGAGAGAGACACAUAAACAUACACACACACACAGGACACACACAGAGACAGGACACACACAGACAUACACAGGACAGGACAGGACAGGGGCGAGAGCUAUGCUACUGUAAUUAAGAUAGUUUGGAACAAGACCAGGGAUAUAGUGCUGCCGCACCCUCACCUUUUUCCAAUUUGAGAAGACACGGAGCUGGUAAAAAUAUUUCUGGAAAAUUAUUUCUGAAGCUGAGAUCACAUAAUGAUGAAUGAGUAUUUUACAUAACAGAACCGAAUAUAAUAGCAUAGCAUAGUAGGCCUAUAACAUGACUGUUACACCAAAAACACCUAAUUUCUAGUGAGAUUUUAGGAUGGUUAGCCGAAGCUGAAUAGUCACAUUUCUUUUCUCAUGUGCCAAAAGUCAAUAGGCAGGAUAUAUGCUUUGAUUGAGACAAAAUACAAGAAAGGCUAAUAGUUUGUUAACACUAUCUUCUCUAAUUCGCUCACCAAACCGUAAUUCCAGAAGAUCUAAAUGCAUAUUCCCAUGACACUAAUUGAGAUCAAUCAAACGAUUGGCGUGGAGAUGCAGUUUUGUCAUUUCACUGGUAAAAUGUGAAGAAUUAUCAUUCACGAUUGACAGUGAUAUUGGCCUAUUUUGAAGUUAGAGAUGCCUAACUUGGUGAUUGGGGGUAUUAAACAUUAGAGACAAUAUGUUGUGGGCACAGGCAGACGUUGCAAUUGGAGGAUGCAUUUUAUGCAUAUUCAUAUUCUAGAAUGAUAUUUAAUAGGCUACAUCUGUCAUAUUCUAGAAUUAUAUUUAAUAGGCUACAUCUGUCAUAUUCUAGAAUGAUAUUCAAUAGGCUGCAUCUGUCAUAUUCUAGAAUGAUAUUCAAUAGGCUGCAUCUGUCAUAUUCUAGAAUGAUAUUCAAUAGGCUACAUCUGUCAUAUUCUAGAAUGAUAUUCAAUAGGCUACAUCUGUCAUAUUCUAGAAUGAUAUUAAAUAGGCUACAUCUGUCAUAUUCUAGAAUGAUAUUCAAUAGGCUACAUCUGUCAUAUUCUAGAAUGAUAUUCAAUAGGCUGCAUCUGUCAUAUUCUAGAAUGAUAUUCAAUAGGCUGCAUCUGUCAUAUUCUAGAAUGAUAUUCAAUAGGCUACAUCUGUCAUAUUCUAGAAUGAUAUUCAAUAGGCUGCAUCUGUCAUAUUCUAGAAUGAAAUUCAAUAGGCUGCAUCUGUCAUAUUCUAGAAUGAUAUUCAAUAGGCUACAUCUGUCAUAUUCUAGAAUGAUAUUCAAUAGGCUGCAUCUGUCAUAUUCUAGAAUGAUAUUCAAUAGGCUACAUCUGUCAUAUUCUAGAAUGAUAUUCAAUAGGCUGCAUCUGUCGGUACACAUUUCUAUUGAGAAAUUAUGUCAUUUUAAAAAACAGUUGCGCUCCCGCACCUAAAAAAAUGUGCACUACACCACUGAAGAAGACACACUCAGACAGGACAAGGGAUAGACUAGUGGGAACUUCGAUAGCGUAUGUGCUGUAGCCAACUCUUCUAUCGCUGUCAUGCAUGGAAUAAUGAUCAGACGAUAUAAUAACAACUAUCCCUAAUCUCUCAUGAUAGACUGUUUAUGACUCCCAAGUGGCGCAGUGGUCUAAGGCACUGCAUCGCAGUGCUAGCUGUGCCACUAGAGAUCCUGGUUCGAAUCCAGGCUCUGUUGUAGCCGGCCGCGACCGGGAGACCCAUGGGGCGGCGCACAAUUGGCCCAGCGUCGUCCAGGGUAGGGGAGGGAAUGGCCGGCAGGGAUGUAGCUCAGUUGGUAGAGCAUGGCAUUUGCAACGCCAGGGUUGUGGGUUCGAUUCCCACGGGGGGCCAGUAUGAAAAAUAAAAAAAGAAUGUAUGCACUCACUAACUGUAAGUCGCUCUGGAUAAGAGCAUCUGCUAAAUGACUAAAAUGUAAAAAUGUAAAUGUAUGACAUUACAUCGAGUAGCUGGCCAGCACGCACGUGAGAUUAGGUAAAACACCAAGAUUAUCCCUCAUCGGGUACAGAUGAUGAAGGUUGUCGUGAAACAAACAUGUUGGUUUGUGAUAGAAAAUAAACAAUUUGGCUUUUCGUUAGAGCCAAGUAUCCGUUCACUGGAAAACCAGAAUCAGCCACUGCCAAGUUAGAUAAGAGAGCAGAGGUUCCAAAAGCCACUGUCUGUGAGUCAACAUGAUCCAAAAGCCACUGUCUGUGAGUCAACAUGAUCCAAAAGCCACUGUCUGUGAGUCAACAUGAUCCAAAAGCCACUGUCUGUGAGUCAACAUGAUCCAAAAGCCACUGUCUGUGAGUCAACAUGAUCCAAAAGCCACUGUCUGUGAGUCAACAUGAUCCAAAAGCCACUGUCUGUGAGUCAACAUGAUCCAAAAGCCACUGUCUGUGAGUCAACAUGAUCCAAAAGCCACUGUCUGUGAGUCAACAUGAUCCAAAAGCCACUGUCUGUGAGUCAACAUGAUCCCAAAAGCCACUGUCUGUGAGUCAACAUGAUCCAAAAGCCACUGUCUGUGAGUCAACAUGAUCCAAAAGCCACUGUCUGUGAGUCAACAUGAUCCAAAAAGCCACUGUCUGUGAGUCAACAUGAUCCAAAAGCCACUGUCUGUGAGUAACAUGAUCCAAAAGCCACUGUCUGUGAGUCAACAUGAUCCAAAAGCCACUGUCUGUGAGUCAACAUGAUCCAAAAGCCACUGUCCUGUGAGUCAACUAGGAUCCAAACCACUGUCCUGUGAGGUCAACAAGAUUGUUUGAUAUUGAACAGAGUUGACAUCUAGCCUUUUUUUCUUUCUGUACACGCCAUCUCUCUUUCUACUAUCUCGCUUAUUAUCCCUCUCUCUCUCUCUCUCUCUCUCGCUCUCUCUCUCGCUCUCUGCUCCUCUUCUCUCUCUCGUCUCUCGCUCUCGCUCUCGUCUCCUCUCUUCUCGCUCUUCGCUCUCUCCUCUCCUCUCCGCUCUCGUAGUCUCUGUCCGAGAGCUCUACACCCCCUCUCUCCCUUCCAUACUCUCUCUCUCUCUUCUCUCGUCCUCUCUCUCUCUCUCUCUCCUCUCUCCUCUCUCUCUCUCUCUCUUUCUCUCUCUCUCUGAGGGCCUUUCUCCCUCAUAUCUCUGUCCAAGAGCUCUCCCCGUCUCUCCCUCCAUCUCUCUCCUUCUCUCUCAGAGGGCCUUUCUACCUCCCUCCUUUCCUCCUUCCCUCCCUCCCUCCAUCUCUCUCUCUCUCUUUCUCUCUGAAGGCCUUUCUCCCUCGUGUCUUUAAGCUCAGUAAGCAGGAUUAGAGCAACAUCCACGUCACAAGCCGCUAUUUUCCACACACUGCAUCACACACACACACAGCUGGCCGGACUGGUUCGAGGAGCGUUGGCCACUACACCACCUCAAAGACAUCGGGCUUCAUCCCAAAUGGCACCCUAUUCCCUAUAUAGUGUGCUACUUUUGACCAGGGCCCUAUGGGCCCUAACACUAAAUAGGGAAUAGGGUGUCAUUUGGGACGAAGCCCAGCUCAUAGAACAUUCCUCACAUUGGAAUGUUAAUGCUGUCUUUAAUAUAAGCCACAAUAAAAGUUACUGCCAUCUCCCAGAAUGGCCUAGAUAAAAGUCCUGUCAUCUCCCAGGAUGGCCCAGAUAAAAGUUCUGCCAUCUCCCAGAAUAACCCAGACAAAAGUCCUGCCAUCUCCCAGAAUGGCCCAGAUAAAAGUCCUGUCAUCUCCCAGAAUAACCCAGACAAAAGUCCUGUCAUCUCCCAGAAUAGCCCAGAUAAAACAGAAUGGCCCAGAUAAAAGUCCUGCCAUCUCCCUGAAUGGCCCAGAUAAAAGUCCUGUCAUCUCCCAGAAUGGCCCAGAUAAAAGUCCUGUCAUCUCCCAGAAUGGCCCAGAUAAAAGUUCUGCCAUCUCCCAGAAUGGCCCAGAUAUAAGUCCUGCCAUCUCCCAAAAUGGCCCAGAUAAAAGUCUUGCCAUCUCCCAGAAUGCAUAAAUGUACGCACGGACACACACACACAUGAAUACAUGCAUGCAUGCAUGCAAGCACCGACCCACACACACACACAUUAUACAAGGGUUUAAACAGAUCAGGCCUAUAGUGAGAGGGGAGGUUAGAGUCAGCUUUAGGUGUUUUGUGUCAGUUGAAGGUAAAACAGCAGUGUGGAAAAACACGUAAUUUCCAGAAAACCACAGACACCUCCUCUCCUCACAGGUUACAUCGGGUUAAGAUACAGGAAACACACACACACACACACACACCACACACACACACACACACACACACACACACACACACACACACACACACACACACACACAACCCCUCCCUUCCUCCCCCCAUACAUAAAAGGAUUGUUGCGGGGCCUCCCGAGUGACGCAGCGGUCUAAGGCACUGCAUCGCGGUGCUAGAGGCGUCACUACAGACCCGGGUUCGAUCCCGGGCUGUGUCGCAGCCGACCAGGAGACCCAUGAGGCGGCACACAAUUUGCCCAGCGUCGUCCAGGUUAGGGGAGGGUUUGGCUGGCCUGGAUGUCCUUGUCCCAUCGCGCUCUAGCAACUCCUUGUGGUGGGCUGGGCGCAUGAAACGCUGUCUUCGGUGGCCAGCUGUAUGGUGUUUCCUCCGACACAUUGGUGCGGCUGGCUUACGGGUUAAGACAUUGGUGCGGCUGGCUUACGGGUUAAGCGAGCAGUGUGUCAAGAAGCAGUGCGGGUCGCGACUUGGCCGGGUUGUGUUUUCGGAGGACGCAUGGCUCUCGACCUUUGCCUCUCCCGAGUCCGUAUGGGAGUUGCAGCGAUGGGACAAGACUGGAACUACCAACUGAGGAGAAAAAAAGCGUAAAAAAUGGAUUGUUGCACAAACAUGCAUUUAAACACAGUUGAGUGAACAAUUACAUUGUUUUGAACUUGAACUUGAAUCCAGCCUCCAUUGCUAGUUCAAAAUCAAAUUAAAUAUUUUUCGUCACAUGCUUGGUAAACAACAGGUGUAGACUAACAGUGAAAUGCUUACUGAUGGGUCCUUUUCCAACAAUGCAGAGUUAAAGAUACAAAUAAAAUAAAAAAUGAAAUACUGACACGAGGAAUAACUAAUAACAAACAGCACUGAGUCGAUGUGCAGGGGUAUGAGGUAAUUGAGCUAGCUAUGUACAUAUUGGUAGGUACUUGUAGUAUUUAUAGAGAUGCAGUAUUAUGUGAUAUUACAAAACGAGUUUAUUUAUUUAUUACCAAAUGAGUUUAUUUAUUUAUUUAUUACCAAACUAGUUUGUUUAUUUAUUUAUUACCAAACUAGUUUAUUUAUUUAUUACCAAAUGAGUAUAUUUAUUUAUUUAUUUAUUACCAAACUAGUUUAUUUAUUUAUUUAUUACCCAAACUAGUUUAUUUAUUUAUUAAUUACCAAAUGAGUUUAUUUAUUUAUUUAUUACCAAACUAGUUUAUUUAUUUAUUACCAAACUAGUUUAUUUAUUUAUUACCAAAUGAGUUUAUUUAUUUAUUUAUUACCAAACUAGUUUAUUUAUUUAUUUAUUACCAAACUAGUUUAUUUAUUUAUUACCCAAACUAGUUUAUUUAUUACCAAACUAGUUUAUUUAUUUAUUACCAAAUGAGUUUAUUUAUUACCAAACUAGUUUAUUUAUUUAUUUAUUACCAAACUAGUUUAUUUAUUUAUUACCAAACUAGUUUAUUUAUUUAUUACCAAACUAGUUUAUUUAUUUAUUACCAGUACCAACUAGUUUGGUCUCAGGUGAGUGUAAUGUAUUAUAGGCCUGUGUGUGUGUGUGUGUGUGUGUGUGUGUGUGUGUGUGUGUGUGUGUGUGUGUGUGUGUGUGUGUGUGUGUGUGUGUUGUGUGUGGUGUGUGUGUGUGUGUGUGUGUGUGUGUGUGUGUGUGUGUGUGUGUGUGUGUGUGUGUGUGUGUGUGUGUGUGUGUGUGCGUGCGUGCGUGCGUCAGUGGGCAGUUAAGAAGAACCACAAACUGAAGAGGAUGUGGCUUCAACAGAAAACAGAGAGAGAGAGAGAGAGAGAGAGAGGGGGAGAGGGAGAGAGAGGGAGAGACAGAGAGAGAUAGAGAUGGAUGUGGAGCGACGGAGAGCGAGAGAGAGAGCGAGAGAGAGAGAGAGAGGAUGGAGGGAGAGAGCUCUCGGACAGAGACGAGAGAGCGAGAGAGAGCGAGAGCGAGAGUGAGAGCGAGAGAGAAACCGAAAAGAGAAUGAAAGAAACCGAGAGAAAGACGGAUACCCAUCCACCUCAACAUGUAGUCAGCGAGGCCUAAGGACUGAGCUUGUAGAAAACCUUCAUUUACAUGCUCUAGUGAACUGACUGCUACGUAACAUAAUGCAGGCUAUAGGAGGCCAUCUGUUGCACUGAAAUAGAUUGAAAAGUAAAUCUGUAAUAUGGUAAAUCAUCUUUCCAUGAAAGCUGUAGUGAUGAGGCUAUACGAUGCAGCUUUAUCCCCAUGUUAUGUAACGGUAGUCAUUCUAUUAAUGACAGCUGGGGCUGAGUGGCACGUGAGACCUGUAGACUAUACUAAACUGUAUGAUACAUACACACACACACAUACACACAUACACACACACACCCUAACCUAACGUUUUCCCCAUCAAACUGUGUCCAACGUCAUGUAACCUGUUAUUGACCUUAUACAGUAUAACCUCCUCUCUCUCCCCCACCAGGUGUCUCCCCAGUCCUACAUUUCCCAGCAGUCUCUCCUGGAGUCUCCUCUAUACUCCGCCAUCCACCAGGUGAAGAGGCGGAGCCAAGUGGAGCCUCCCAGCCCCGCCCCCGGCCAGCGACCCCUGCAGGUCAUUUUGUUUGUUGUAUUUCACAGUUUGAUUCUGAUGAAGGCCGUUGACGAUGGAAAUGUCAUGUUUUUAACUUUAAAUGUUUUUAACUUAAAAUAACUAAUACAUUUUAAGUUUGAUUGAGAGUCCUUUCAAACAGUAAUUUAAAAAAUGCACUUAGCAAAGAUGAUGUGCAUACAUAAAGCUAUUGAGGAAGACACAAAAAAGUACACAAAAUGACACAAAAAAGUCCAAUACAUAUUUCCGUUGUGCCCCUGCAGGUGCUGGACCUAUGGGAGCAAUACUCGGACCCUUCCAUGGGGCGAUGUUUCUAUGUCAACACCGUUACCAAGGAGAGGUCCUGGAAACCCCCCCGCAGAGCCCGUGAACGGGUAACAGACAUAACAGGGAUAUACAGAUCACAGGGUCCUAUGUUAAUUUACAGAUAUACAGAUCACAGGGUCCUAUGUUAAUUUACAGUUAUACAGAUCACAGGGUCCUAUGUUAAUUUACAGAUAUACAGAUCACAGGGUCCUAUGUUAAUUUACAGAUAUACAGAUCACAGGGUCCUAUGUUAAUUUACAGAUAUACAGAUCACAGGGUCCUAUGUUAAUUUACAGAUAUACAGAUCACAGGGUCCUAUGUUAAUUUACAGAACACAGGGUCCUAUGUUAAUUUACAGAUAUUCAGAUCACAGGGUCCUAUGUUAAUUUGAACAGUACACGUAUUGUGAAACAGUACAACUAUUUUUGGGGACAAUAGAGUCUAUCAACACUUUUUUUAAACGUUGCCAGCAAUGACAAAUAGUAGGACAGAUGUGCUUUCAAACUAACACCUAUACUCUCUUCCCUGCUACAGGCUAGUCCGAUGCAGCCACAGACGGUCCCAAGGGAUGCCAACCACCUGUCUCUCCCCAUCUCAGGCACAGAGAAUGGCAACAUGAACAGGGUAGGUCCACAUGGCAACAUGAACAGGGUAGGUCCACAUGGCAACAUGAACAGGGUAGGUCCACAUGGCAACAUGAACAGGGUAGGUCCACAUGGCAACAUGAACAGGGUAGGUCCACAUGGCAACAUGAACAGGGUAGGUCCACAUGGCAACAUGAACAGGGUAGGUCCACAUGGCAACAUGAACAGGGUAGGUCCACAUGGCAACAUGAACAGGGUAGGUCCACAUGGCAACAUGAACAGGGUAGGUCCACAUGGCAACAUGAACAGGGUAGGUCCACAUGGCAACAUGAACAGGGUAGGUCCACCUACAGCCUCGUUUUCCUCACAGUAUCUGACGUAAAAAAAAAAAAAAUAAAAAACUGUUACAAGGACUUCAUUAAGUGUUGUAAUGUGAAUGUGUUGCUAGUGUUGUCAACCUCGUGACCAUGAACUAAUGAAACAGGGAGAUGUAGCCUGCACACAACAGCCGGCGGGACCGGAAAUGUUUUCUCUAGUGGGGUUUUAUUCCUUUAUUGCUACUGAUUUGUGAUUGAGGUAUGUUACAUGGAUGAUUUGCAGGUAGAAAUGGUAAUGGUAUAACCUUUUAAAUGCUUCCAGUGCUUCAGUAUUUUAGCGGCAGAAUAUUUUCACACGUGGCUUUUUUUGGCGGCACCUUUACCCGGGCCCUUUUAAAGGUAGUAACUCGUAAUGGGAGAGUUCAGUGAAAUAAAUGUAUUCACAUAUUUGUUUCCUUACUUUGUGAGCAGUCUAUGGACUGCUCCUAAUCUCUCCUGGACAAAUUUUGCGCAUAAACCGAAUAAUCUAUCGUGACAGGAUGGAAUUCACAAGGAAAACGAGCAUCAGCAUUCCGAUGUUUGAGUUUUCGUAAACAGAUUAUUUGGACGUACCAGGAUUGGGCGAAGGCGGUGCUUAAACUUCGACAGCUUCGCACAUGUGGUGAAAUUAGUUUAGAAAUGGUAUUUUGCGUGUGUGGAGACUUUGCAAACCGGAAAUCCCAAUUUCUAACAGGUAUAGUUAGCGUCUUCGGACUGAAACCGUUACUUUACUAAAGUUACACAUCACACUACUACAACAGUGUUACUGUUUUGGAAUUAAAAUGUUGAAUAUAUUUCCGUAACAUCAUGUGUUGUGUGCUCAUUGUUUAACCAUUGAUAUGUUCUAGGGGCCAUUUUGAGACAUUAAGGAGCAUCAGGUACUGCUGGAAUGUCUACCAAUGGCAUGUACAUCUUUUUGUGAGAAAUCACACUGGUCACUCAAAACAGUUAUAAAGUAUUUAUAAAGUAUAAAUAGCCCACACUUUAGAUGAGGCCACACAAAAAUACUUAACUAGUAAAUGGUUUAUAAGAACCUAUAUUAAAGAUCUUAUGAAUGAUCCUAUGAAUCGUUAUUAAAUACUAAAAGUUGUUUAUAAAUGUGUGAUUAACUAGGUUACUAACAUUUACAAAUGUGGGAGUAGUGAUUAAUAAAUUAUGAAUAAACUAUUUACUAAUCCAUUAUAAAUGCUUUAUUAUGUGGAGUUAUUAUAAAGUGCUACCAUUUAUUCAUUCAUUUGUUAAUUCCUCUGAAAUGGCUUGGCGUUUAGCUUAUCUCGGUAACAGUAAGAAGUUGAUGCGUGUUGAUAUAAUGUAGACAAGGAACGCUACCCAGACACUGAACCAGAGCUUUAUGGACACCAAGACUCCACAGGUUGUCAGGAUAACACUUUGGCCCUGCCCAGAAACAAGCCCUGACACGCUAGGCGCUUGUGGAGAUCUGAUAGUGUUGGAUAGUUAAAAUUCGACCUAGCUUAUCAGUGGGCAAGGUGGCGCUAAAUCCAUACUACGUAUGCCUAUCUAUUCUACAGUGUGCCAGGUGAGUAGGAACCGUGGGUUGUACAGUGUAACAAUGAGCAAUUACAACAGUUGUUAUAGUGUACUUACAUGAGUAACCACACAGUGUUGUAAAGUGGGAUUGUGUCUGGGCUUCAUCCAACUUCAACUCCAACUGACCCGUAGUGCUAGUGUCACCAUGGUGACUACAAAGAUAAGAGCAGUCAGUGAAUUAAAAUAAGGUCUCUGUAGAUAAUUAUACUGUUGUCCUUGUUGUUACUGUUAGCGGUCUUAUAUUGUUGAUAUGAUAAUGUAUCUGGGUACGUCCCAAAUGGCACCCUGUUCCCUAUAUAGUGCACUACUUUUGACCCUUAGCCUAGGGUGCCAUUUGGGAUGCUCAGUCUAGGCACAUGGCUUCCUGGUUGUGCAUAGUGAGAGCGAUGGUACAUGCUGAUAAUGUUAAUGUUAGGUUCCAUAUAGAAAGAGGAAGUUUGUGCCGUGAGAGAGAGAGAAGGACAGAGAGAGGUGAAUUUCAGGUUGUGGUUCCUUUGUUCAGAUGAAAAGGUGCAUUGUCAGGAAGGUACACUACAUCUGACAGUGGCGUGGACUGACUCUCGUAUUGAUUACCAAGGGAACAUUCGUUUUAUAGUUUGGUUUGGUUUUCAUCUGGACUCUGAUACAGGUGAUAUAGGCUACUGAUGAACAGUGUGACUGUAAGUUCCGUUUUUUUUAUUGUGUGUGUGGAUGGUGUGUGUGUGUGUGUGUGACUGUGUGUGAGGGAGCGUGAGUGUAACACAGCACUAGCUAAUGUAUAUUUCAUCAGUUAGCUUCUACUUUCUUAGACAAAAAGGUGCUCUCUAGAACCUAAAAGGGUUUUUCGGCUGUCCCCAUAGGAGAACCCUUUGAAGAACCCUUUUUAGUUCCAGGUAGAACCCUUUUCGGUUACACGUAGAACCCUUUCCACAGAGGGUUCAACAUGGAACCCAAAAGGGUUCUAGCUGGAAGCAAAUAUAGUUCUACCUGGAACCAAAAAGGGUUCUAGCUGGAAGCAAAUAUAGUUCUACCUGUAACCCAAAAGGGUUCUAGCUGGAAGCAAAUAUAGUUCUACCUGGAACCAAAAAGGGUUCUCUUAUGGGGACAGCUAAAGAACCCCUUUGGAACCCUUUUUUGUAAGAGUGUAGUCUCACGUUAGUGCUUGUGUCUUCACAUUUGCUAGAUAACAGACUAGUAUGACUGACUGUACAGUACGUCUAUGUGUCCCAGUUUGUGACAACAAUAUACACGUCAACAAGUUAUAGAUUUCAGCUGUGAUAAAGCUAUCUGUGCUUUUCACUAUGGGCAACAGCUAAUGGGGAUCCUAAUAAAUACGAAAUACUAAAUACUAUUACUGAACUGUGGUGAGGUGAGCAUUCUCAGGGAUUUUUCAGAUUUGUCUGGUCAUUGUGAAAUAUAGUAUCAACUGACAUGUUUGGAAAGAAAAGUGUAUUUAUGCUUUUUUGUGUUGCGUAAUGUGUUGGUCAUUCUAGACCAGUGUUUGCUGUAAUUUGCCUUUGUAGUGAAGCAAAAUACAAAUGGACUGUGGACUGUAAGGAAAUAGUGUUCUUCCUCUUCUUCAGCUCUCUCCAGACUUCCUGUACGGUGGGCAGAAUGCUGACAGUGGCUGGGAGCUGGUUCAGGUGAGAUUUGAAUGGAAUGGAAUGUAGAGAUUAAUGGAAUGUGUACAGGGGAAAUAACUUCCUGGCAACAAAACAAGGAACUAAAAGUUUAACAAUACAACAAUAAUAUCUACAUAAACUAAUUUCUCCAACGGUGCUAUCAGAAUCAAUCAGCAUCCUUUAAUUACUUUCUUACAUAUCCUCUAAUAAUGUCUGGAAUGGAGCUAAUGGAAUGGUAUCAAAAACAUGGUUUUCAUGUGUUUGAUACCAUUCCAUUCCACUCCAUUCUACCCAUUCCACUCCAUUCUACCCAUUCCACUCCAUUCUACCCAUUCCACUCCAUUCUACCCAUUCCACUCCAUUCCACUCCAUUCUACCCAUUCCACUCCAUUCCACUCCAUUCUACCCAUUCCACUCCAUUCUACCCAUUCCACUCCAUUCUAGCCAUUAUUAUGAGCCGUCCUCCCCUCAGCAGCCUCCACUGAUAUACACAGAGUAGCUGACCUGCCCCUCUCUGUGUUCCUGCCCUGUAGAGCAUGCAGAGAGCAGUGUCCUCAGACACCAUCAGCACCACAGCUUUCAGUACAGAAGAGUCUCAGGGGGUUGUCCAGCGACGUCACUCUGCCCUACUGCAUCAUGGGACAGAGCAGCUCAGCCACGCACGAGCCAUAAUACUGCCCGAGAACGGCAAGGUAUACACAGACACACACACACACACACACACACACACACACACACACACACACACACACACACACACAGACACACACACACACACACACACACACACACACAGACACACACACACACACACACACACACACACACACACACACACACACACACACACACACACACACACACACACAGAGCCAGGUAGACAGACACAUGCUAGCAGAAUGACGCAGACACACACAUAUUGUUGUCCAGAUAGUCAAUUCCUGUUUUACUUCUGGGGGGAAUGGUGUUAACAAUUGUGAUUACCUUUGUGCAAAGGAAGGAAGCAAAGUCUUCUCCCUCACAAACGGAAACUCUAGGCCAAACCCCUCCCUUCCGCUAAUUUCACGUGUUUAUCAUGGCCAAAAAAUACAUAUUUGUUUUCAUCAAUGUUUACGAUAGAGCCAAUUCUGACUUUGUGGCUGUAUUAACUAGUGGAAACCGUUUAUUAUCCAUAUGGGCUUAAAAAUCACAGCACCAGUUUAAGCACCGCCUUUGCCCAAUCCUGAUUCGUCCAAAUAAUCAAUGACAAAAACCCAAAACCAGGAAUUACUGGUGCUUGGAAUCACAUAAUUCUACAUGGGCCUUGACAGAUUCUCACCGUUUCAUGUGUCCGUGAGAAUCUAUCCACGAGAUAUUUGUCAAGACCUAACAUGUAUGUGUUGUUCCUAGCUUGGCCGGCAGUGCAGAGACUGCUCCUACCCUGGGACCAGUGUGGUGGUGGAGCCUCCUUCUCCAGACAUCUCUCCAGACAGCAAUGACAGCUCCACACCAGUGAGACUCACAACCCAAUGUCCCCAAUGUCCCCAACUGUCCCUCUGCCUCCGCUGUCUCCCAACUGUAACCCCUGUCCCACUGUCCGUCCAUGCUUCUAGUGACAUUUGGCAACUCUUUCCCCCUGGGUUGUUGCUGUAAAUUACAAUGUGUUUUCAGUUCACUUACUGUGUGCACCAACGUAGUCAUCAGAGCAGCCUGUGAAUUAUCCCUCUGUAUCACCAGUUAAUCUCCCCCACCUCUUCCAUCCUCAGGAGCUGGAGAAAGCAGGUCUGCUGAAUAAGACCAAGAUAGCAGAGGGAGGCAGGAAACUGAGGUAGACUGUCCGUGAUACGAGGAGGAUAUAACCUUCUACAUCCUGUAUCUGCUGUAGAGGUUUGGAACCCUGUGUGUGUGUGUGUUCUCCUGGUGUGUGUUUUAGGAAAAACUGGAAUCCGUCGUGGGUGGUUCUGGUUGGGAACAGUCUGGUGUUCUUCAAGGAUCCUAAAUCACAGACCCCCUCCAGCUGGGUAAGACAGUCAUUGAGUUUUAACUAUCAUAGAUCGAGUUGAAAUAACUGUUGUUGUUGUUGUUUUUUUUAACGUCUCAAGACUGAUUUCUUAUUUUGUGUGUUGGUAUCCAGAAACCAGGCAACAGUCGUCCGGAGAGCAGUGUAGACCUGAGAGGAGCUGUGGUGCAGUGGACCAAUGACCUGUCCAGCAAGAAGAACGUCUUCAAGGUCAGUCACACACCAGGAGGCAGGGAUGUCACUCAAACCAUCAUUUUCUUGUUUGUAUAAAAUUUCAAUGACAUUUUUAAGACACUUUAUUUCACCCUGUAUUUUAGGGAAGUCAAAUGUGUCUAUUUAAGUCUCACUGAGAGAGAACCGUUUUAGUGGUUUUCUGUGAGAGAAAAAAACAUUCUCACCUCCUAUUGAGAGGAAGCUCAGUAUCUGAAUGUAGGCUAUGUGUUGUAGCAGUACUCAUUGAGCACCAGGGUCAGGCUAUGUGUUGUAGCAGUACUCGAUGAGCACCAGGGUUAGGCUAUGUGUUGUAGCAGUACUCGAUGAGCACCAGGGUUAGGCUAUGUGUUGUAGCAGUACUCGAUGAGCACCAGGGUUAGGCUAUGUGUUGUAGCAGUACUCGAUGAGCACCAGGUUAGGCUAUGUGUUGUAGCAGUACUCGAUGAGCACCAGGGUUAGGCUAUGUGUUGUAGCAGUACUCGAUGAGCACCAGGGUUAGGCUAUGUGUUGUAGCAGUACUCGAUGAGCACCAGGGUCAGGCUAUGUGUUGUAGCAGUACUCGAUGAGCACCAGGGUUAGGCUAUGUGUUGUAGCAGUACUCGAUGAGCACCAGGGUUAGGCUAUGUGUUGUAGCAGUACUCGAUGAGCACCAGGGUUCGAGACAAUUCAAUUUCAACUCAGUCAAUUCAAUACAUGCCUUAAAAUUCCAGUUCAAGAAUUGAAAAUCGGCAUUCAUUCUCAAUGCAAAUUUUGUAAUUCCUGAAUUGUAAUUUGAAUUCAUUUCCCGAAUUGACUGAAUGGAAAUUGAAUUUUUGGAAGAAGUAGUAGUAAGUAGUAGACUACCUGGGAAGUAGUUUGUGAUUUGGGACUAACCCACGGUCUGUUUGUGUGGUAGCUGAGGACAGUGACAGGGAAUGAGUUCCUACUGCAGUCAGAGACAGACUCACUGAUCAGAGAGUGGUUCAACACCAUCCACAGUGUCAUCGACAGACUGGUGAGUCUCACACACUGUGUGUGUGUUUGUGUGUGUGUGUGUGUGUGUGUGUGUGCGCGUGUGUGUGUGUGUGUGUGCAUGAGCUCUAGAACUAUUUGCAACAGAUAUUCAGCCACAGGAUGUUGGUGGCACCUUAGCUGGGGAGGACGGGCUCGUGGUAAUGACUGGAGUGGAAUCAGUGGAAUGGUUUCCAUGUGUGUGAUGUCAUUCCAUUCGCUCCGUUCCAGCCAUUAAUAUUGGCCGUCCUCCUCUCAGCAGCCUGUAUUCAGCUACUCUAGGAGGACAAUGGAAGUUCAUUAAAAACCUUUCAUAAUGAUCAAACACCAACUUAUUUUAGCGUCUAGCUUUCAUCAGGGUGCUUACAGAUAGUUAACAAAGUCGUCUGGUACAAGUUCAAAUUCUCUUCUCUUCUAUAGGAUCGGGAGAAUCCCCUGGACAAUGUCCUGUUGUACUCUCUGAGGAGGGCGGGUAGUGUAGAUAUGUUGGACCCCAGUGGAGACGAGGAGGACAGAGGAGGGGUAUAUAAAGCAUCACGUGAGUCUCUCCUCCAUCUCCUCCAUCCAAGGGUACUGUUGCUGUGCUGUGGCUGCCCGUGUGCUUCCUCCUGUGGUGUAUGUGUGUGUCUCACAGGGGUAAAAAGCAAAAAGAGACAUUUCACAUUUCUCUAAAAUGACAUAAAAGUUGUGAGUCUAUCAUUUUUCUGUGUUCUUCUGUUUUACUGAGUGCAAGCCCCAUCUCUCCCCAUUCACGCGCCCUGCACGUCAUCCGGGCGGGGCCCCCCUGCACGCGCGCCGCACUGGCGCCGGCUGCGCCGGGCCCGCGGCCGGCAGGGCACCCCGGGGCACGCCCGUGCUAGGCGCGCCCCCCGUCCACGCGCGCCGCACGGCGCCGGACGCGCCCCGGCCACCGCGCGCCGGCACGGCCGGUCCGGCGCGGCCCGGCACGAGCGACGGAACGGAGCGGUCACGGGCGACGGCGAGAAAGUUAAGAACAAAGCGAGGCGACCGGAGAGAAACAACUCGGCAGCGAGCAGGCGAGAACGGCGGAGCGAAAAGAGAAUGGAAAGGGGGAAGGACAGAGAGAGCGGAAAGUAGAGCUAGGAGAGAACCAUGUCAAAGAGAGAAGGACCCGGGAGAAGGAGAGAAAAGCAGGACAAGACGGAUGCAAGGAAAGACCGGAGGAGUGAAAGAAGGAAAGCCCUCCGUUAUCAUUCUCUCUCCCUCUUGGCCCCACUUCCCGGUGCAGUCCCUCGUUCUGUUCCAACGUGGUGAGAGAAAUUCAGGUGAGGAAAGAAAGAAGGAAUAAGAAAGUAAGUAAGCGUAUUGUUCCGGGGUAUGUUUUUGUUUCGGAGAGACUGAAGAGGUUCAUCCUCCAAGGGAGAACCUCACGGCUACAGAUCCUAAAGGAGAAAGAAAAGAAAGGACUCAUAAAGGGCUGAGGUAUGGUUAAAUGACGGUAGCGGGGUUAGAGGGGGAUGAGAGAGAGAAGGCACAAGGAGAGAGAGAAGUAGGAGACCACAGGUAGAGAGGGAGAGAGAGGAGGAGGGAGAGUAGGAGAAAGAGCUCGAGGAGAGAGGGCAGAGACGUAGCCGGAGUAGAGAGAGAGGACGAAGUAGAGAAAGGAGGAGAGAGAGGAGAGAAAGAAGGAGAGAGCAGAGAGACGAGCAGAAGAGAGAGAGCGAGAGCGCAGAGAGAGAGAGCGGCGAGAGGAGCAGAGACGGAGCGAGCGAGAGGAGAGAGAAGAGGCGUACUUAGCAAGACCUUAAUCGUCGAUAUCAGCGCAAAGCGCAGAUAAGAGCGAGUACUAGUAGCGCUUAGAGAGAUUUAGAUAUAGAGAGAUGAAGAGCGUCAUCGCCACCUAGCUAUCCUAUCCUCUCUCUCGUAGCUCGAAAGCGAUAGUAUGCUCUCUCUCUAUCUCUCGUCCUCUCCUCACUUCUCUCUUUCUCCUCUCUCCUCUCUCUCUCUCUCGCUCUCUCCUAUUCUGUCUGUCUCUGUCCUUAGAUCUCUUUCUGACUGAGAUCUAUCAGGGGAGACUGAGAUCACUUAGAGGGGUAAAUCCUAACAUCUCGCCUUCGUUGAAUGUCACUUAGGUUCCAUGACAUCAAAGAUGACUACAUGGAAAUUGACUGAGAGUGGAAGUAGGAUCUCCCGCUCAGUGAUGUCAUUCUAAAUGCUAAAUCACUUGAAGAGUAGUGGCCAGUCAAGUCGGGAACUGCAGAGAUCAAUUCAAUUCCUUGACAUUUCUGUGGUGUUUAUUUUCAUUGAAUAAUAAUAAUAAGUGGAGGAUUGUGGUUUGGUUUAAUCUAUGAAUGUGUCCGUGGCUCUCACGACCUCAGAUCUCAGUUUUGUGAGUGUUGACUGCCAAGUCGCUUUAGACCAAAAUCAUCUUUAGUCUUCUAAACCAUGCUGUUGUUGUUGUUGUUAUUUUCAGACAAGGUGUUUGGCUGUCAUACUUGAGAUGCUGUGCUGAGAGAGGAGAAGAACACGGUGACCUAGCUUCGCAGGCUCUGCACUGAGGCUGUGGAGAGGAGAGGUACAGGCCAUAGACGUUAAACAAUGGGUACAGUACAGCUUCUGGCACUCCCCUCUGGGUUCCGUGUGGCUGUAGGCAAACAAAUAUUUUGUGGAAGAGAUGAGAAUGUUCACUGCACGUUUACAACACCUUGAACUGGUUUAUUAUUGAUAAGGAUUUUAUGGGUUUUAAGGGUUUUAACCGUCUGUGGUUGUUGCCAGGGUUACAUGUAGUACCGGUGUGUUGUUGCCAGGGUUACAUGUAGUACCGGUGUGUUGUUGCCAGGGUUACAUGUAGUACCGGUGUGUUCGUGUGCCAGGUUACAUUGUAGCUACCGGUGUGUGUGCCAGGGUUAUAGUCUACUGAUGUGUGUUGCCAGGGUUACAUUUCCUACCUGUGUGUUGUGAUUCAGGUCUGGAGACAGACGGUAUCUACAGAGUGAGUGGGAACCUGGCGGUCAUCCAGAAACUACGCUUCCUAGUCAACCAUGGUGAGGGAGGGAGGGGAGGAGGGAGGAAGGGAGUAAGGAAGAGAGUGAGGAGGAAGGAGGAGAGGGAGGAGGAGGAAGGGAUGAAGAGAAGGAGGAGGAAGAGAGGGAGGAGGGAGGAAGAGAGGCGGAAAAGGGAGAGGGAGGAAGUAGAUGGGAGGAGAGAGGAGGAGGGAGUAGGAGAGGGAGAGGGAGGAAGAGAGGAGGAGGGAGGAGGAGAGGCGCCAGCGAAGGAGGAGGGAGGAAGAGCGAGAAGUGAGAGGGGGGGAGGUGAGGAGGAGUGGGGAGGAGGAGGAAGGGAUGAAGAGAAAGAGGAGGAAUAAGAGAGGGAGGAGGAGAAACGGAGACGAGAGGGAGGAGGGAGGGAGGAGGAGAGGGAGGAAGAGAGGGAGGAGGGAAUAGGAAGAGGGAGGAAGAGAGAGGGAGGAAGAUGACGGGAGGAGGGAGGAGGAGAUGGAGAAGAGAGGGAGGAAGAGAGGAGGAGGAGAUGAAGAGAGGGAGGAGGGAGGAGGAGAGGGAGGAAGGAGGAGGGAGGAAGAGAGUGAAGAGGGAGGAGGAGAGGGAGGAGGGAGGAGGAGGGAGGAGGAGAGGGAGGAAGAGAGGGAGGAGGGAGGAGGAAGGGGGAGAGGGAGGAGGAAGGGGGAGAGGGAGGAAGAGAGGGAGGAGGGAGGAGGAAGGGGGCAUGUUCUGAAAUGCAUCCUACACUACACAUUACAUUUUUUUAAAGCCCAGAGUGCUUUAUAAUGGACAUAAUUUAGGAUUCCACUCUGAACGAGGAUAUCCUGAUUCAGACCUGCUUGACCUGGUAAGCUAAAUGACUGUUGGUUGUUUUAUUGCAGAGCGAGCGGUGACUACAGACGGACGUUAUAUGUUCCCUGCGGAGUUGGUACAAGGUAGACCGACAGGUGAAGACUGUAGAGCCAAGGCCACUCACGGUUUUCAUCCAAAUGCCUAUCUGCAUAUCUGUGUGCACUGUACUCACUGCAUACAUGCAAAAACACAUGUUUGUUUGUCUUGAAGCUUUCCAUUUGUCUAUUGUGUUGUCUUUGCAUCAAAUUUUGUUUGAGUAAACUAUAAAUCCAAGUGGCGUGUGUGUGCUUUACACAGUCCAUUGGUGUCACAAAGUGGCUAAAACAGAGUACUGCAGCUUGUGUUUUGUGAAACGCCUUAGCCCAGCUCACCUGACCAAUGUUUUGCGAUACUCAUUUGGACAGCAGAUAGAACCUUAAAUCAAACUCUUGAAGAAACACCGUUAUUGAGUGUACAAAUGUAUUUGUGGCACUUUUGAAACAUUGUUUUGAAACAUUGUUCAGGAGGGUCGUAUUGUGUUUGCCUUUCUGGCUGCCCUCAGACUAUCGCUUCCCUUUCACAGUUUCUUUCUUUCUGCUAUCGUACCAGCCUACGAGCCUGCCGGCCGACCUGUCAAUCAAAGUACUGAGAGCGUUUUAACAGUCAAAUUCACACGUCCCUCCCUCCACCCCUCCCUCCCUACUCCAACCCCUCUAUUCCUCCCUCCCUCCCCCCUCCAUACCUCCUCCUCCAUACCUGCCCUCCCGCACUCUACCUACCUCGCUACCCAAUCCCUCCCUCCCUCCCUCCACCCUCUUUCCCCUCCCUCCACCCCUCUCUCCUUACUCCAAUAGAGAAGUUGAACCUGGACCAGAGUGAAUGGGAGGACAUCCAUGUCAUCACAGGAGCCCUAAAGCUGUUCUUCAGAGAGCUUCCUGAACCCCUGGUUCCUUACGGCUUCUUCACAGACAUAUUAGAGACUGUCAGUGAGUAUAUACCCUUUCUAUUACCUACCUACCUACCUACCUACCUACCUACCUACCUACCUACCUACCUACCUACCUACCUACCUACCUACCUACCUACCUACCUACCUACCUACCUACCUACCUACCUACCUACCUACCUACCUACCUACCUACCUACAGUGAGGAAAAAAAGUAUUUAGUCAGCCACCAAUUGUGCAAGUUCUCCCACUUAAAAAGAUGAGAGAGGUAUGUAAUUUUCAUCAUAGGUACACGUCAACUAUGACAGACAAGAUGAGAAUUUUUUUUCCAGAAAAUCACAUUGUAGGAUUUUUUAAUGAAUUAUUUGCAAAUUAUGGUGGAAAAUAAGUAUUUGGUCAAUAACAAAAGUUUCUCAAUACUUUGUUAUAUACCCUUUGUUGGCAAUGACACAGGUCAAACGUUUUCUGUAAGUCUUCACAAGGUUUUCACACACUGUUGCUGGUAUUUUGGCCCAUUCAACCAUGCAGAUCUCCUCUAGAGCAGUGAUGUUUUGGGGCUGUCGCUGGGCAACACAGACUUUCAACUCCCUCCAAAGAUUUUCUAUGGGGUUGAGAUCUGGAGACUGGCUAGGCCACUCCAGGACCUUGAAAUGCUUCUUACGAAGCCACUCCUUCGUUGCCCGGGCGGUGUGUUUGGGAUCAUUGUCAUGCUGAAAGACCCAGCCACGUUUCAUCUUCAAUGCCCUUGCUGAUGGAAGGAGGUUUUCACUCAAAAUCUCACGAUACAUGGCCCCAUUCAUUCUUUCCUUUACAUGGAUCAGUCGUCCUGGUCCCUUUGCAGAAAAACAGCCCCAAAGCAUGAUGUUUCCACCCCCAUGCUUCACAGUAGGUAUGGUGUUCUUUGGAUGCAACUCAGCAUUCUUUGUCCUCCAAACACGACGAGUUGAGUUUUACCAAAAAGUUAUAUUUUGGUUUCAUCUGACCAUAUGACAUUCUCCCAAUCCUCUUCUGGAUCAUCCAAAUGCACUCUAGCAAACUUCAGAUGGGCCUGGACAUGUACUGGCUUAAGCGGGGGGACACGUCUGCCAUGCAGGAUUUGAGUCCCUGGCGGCGUAGUGUGAUACUGAUGGUAGGCUUUGAUACUUUGAUCCCAGCUCUCUGCAGGUCAUUCACUAGGUCCCCUCCGUGUGGUUCUGGGAUUUUUGCUCACCGUUCUUGUGAUCAUUUUGACCCCACGGGGUGAGAUCUUGCGUGGAGCCCCAGAUCGAGGGAGAUUAUCAGUGGUCUUGUAUGUCUUCCAUUUCCUAAUAAUUGCUCCCACAGUUGAUUUCUUCAAACCAAGCUGCUUACCUAUUGCAGAUUCAGUCUUCCCAGCCUGGUGCAGGUCUACAAUUUUGUUUCUGGUGUCCUUGACAGCUCUUUGGUCUUGGCCAUAGUGGAGUUUGGAGUGUGACUGUUGAGGUUGUGGACAGGUGUCUUUUAUACUGAUAACAAGUUCAAACAGGUGCCAUUAAUACAGGUAACGAGUGGAGGACAGAGGAGCCUCUUAAAGAAGAAGUUACAGGUCUGUGAGAGCCAGAAAUCUUGCUGGUUUGUAGGUGACCAAAUACUUAUUUUUCCACCAUAAUUGCAAAAUAAAUUCAUUAAAAAUCCUACAAUGUGAUUUCUGGAAAUUUUUUUCUCAAUUUGUCUUCAUAGUUGACGUGUACCUAUGAUGAAAAUUACAGGCCUCUCUCAUCUUUUUAAGUGGAGAACUUGCACAAUUGGUGGCUGGACUAAUACUUUUUUUCCCCACUGUACCUACCUACCUACCUACCUACCGUAUACCUACCUAUACCUGACCUACCUACCUACCAUACCAUACCUACCCUACCACCUACCUAAUACCUGACCUACCUUACCUAACUAGCACAAACUAAACUAACUAACGAACUAACUGACCUGCACUUGCCUACCUACCUUAGCCUACCUACCUACCUACAUACCAUAACCUACCUACCUACCUACCUACCUACCUACCUACAUACUUACCUACCUACCUUACCUACCUAAAACUAGCAAACUAGCAAACGAACUAACUAAUGAAACUAAACUGCCUAACCUACCUGACUACCUACCUACAGUAACCUACCUACCUACCUACCUACACGACCUACUACCUACCGACCUACCACGACCGUACCUUACCUACCUUCUUCAUACCCGACCUCCCUACAGUACCUACCUACCGAAUAGCAAACUAACGAACUAACUAAACGAACUAAUGAACAACUACUAACUAAACAACUAACUAACUCAACUAACUAAACAAACUAAAUAACGAACUAACGACCGACCGACUCCUGCGCAAACGAAAGUAAUACCGACCGUGAGCAAACUAAACGACCUACAGCACCGACCGACCCAAACGAACGAAACGAACGACGACGAGCAAACGAAAACGAACGAACGGAACGAACGAACGAACAACGAACGAAACUUGACACGAACGAACGAACGAACGACCGACCGACCAGAACCGACCGACCGCCGGGACCGACCGACCGACAGGACCGACCGAACGAACUAACAACGAACUAAUACCUAACGAAACUAACUUAACUGCUACUACCGACUACCCUACCUACCUGCAAACGAAAGAAACGCGAAACGACCUACCGAACUACCGACAUACCUACCGAACUUAGCAAACGAAACGACUAAUAAUAACACCUACUCUACCUACCUACCUACCGUACCGAACCGCCUACCUACUACCUAACGACCGACGGACCGACUACGACCGGACCUACCUACCGACCUAACGAACUAAACUAAAACUUAACUAAAACUAAACUAAUACAACUAACUAACUACGAACUAAUCUAACUACCUUAAACUAACUAACUAACUAACUUAACUGCCUGCUGCCUGCCUUACCGACAGACCGACUAACCUACCUACCUCCUACAUACAUUACCUCUAGCCAAACGGAACUAAUACGACCUACCUACCUACCUAACUACCCUAGCAAACUGAAAACUAACUAACUAAACAACUAACUAACUACUAACUAAUAACUAACUAACUAACUAACUAACUACCUACCUACCUACCUAGAGUUAGAAGGUUCUGAUCUGGAGUGUAAUGAGUGUGUCCUACUGUGUGUGUGUUCCAGAGAUGUCAGACUACCUGGAUAAAGUGGACCGUCUGAAGUGGCUGGUACUGAGCAUGCCUCCUCCCAACCAAGACACCAUGAGGUUCAUGUUCAGCCAUCUCAAACGGUACGAGACACCGCACCUCCAAGGGUUCAAAGACCCUGUCACAAUACCCAGUGUACCCUCAAAAAUCUGACACAUCUAACCACAAUCUAAUUCCAUUUCACCAUCUUUCAAUUGUGCUGAAUGUCCUUCAUAUGUACAUCUGUUGUUUCAGAAUCAGCUUUUACUGUUUGUAGAAAAAUAAUAUGCGGCAGGUAAUACGACUGACCACCAGAGGGGGUAGUACCCUCGUUCUAAGCAGUUGUCAUCCAGCAUGUGAAUGAACAGUGUGAAGAAGUCUUAGUGAGCAAGGGCUGUGGGUACCAGGGUUAUAUUUCAGAGAGGACUAUGAGGGUGAAAGAGUGAAGGAUUUAGGAGAAGUUAAAGACAAUAAUAAACAUUGGUUCUGCUUCCUGUACUACUGUUGUUGCCUGGUCCACAGGUCUAAAAGAAGGACUUGUUGUGUUCCUGAGUCUGAUGUUGUGCCAGUUUGGUGUAUCCUAGCGAGUCAGUAUGUCUGCAGUCAAUGUGUAUCGGUAGAUCUUUUCUUCUCCUUUUUUCCUCCCCUCUCUCUUUUUCCUUUCUUAAACCCACUUUUAGCUAUUUCACCUCGGGGCGCUCUCGGGUCCCUUUUUAUUGGGGGUUUUAAACAACAUACGCGGAAUUUCCCCGGAAAAAAAGGGGGGGAAGGGGGGGGUGCGGGGGGGGGGCAAAGGGGCCGGGGGCUAGGAGCCGGAAAAGGGUGUCUUUUUUUUGGCUCCUUUUUGUAUUUUUUUCUUUCCAACUACCUUCCCUCCCCCCCUCCCCUCCUUCUCAAAAACCCUUGACCAACUCCCCUUUCCCGGCCAAAACCCCCCGGGCCCCUUUUUCCCCCCCCCCUUCCCCUUCCCCCCUUUCCCCUGGGAUCCUGGCUGUUGGGAAGGAAAGCAACACCACCCCGCCCCCAAGGAAAAGGGGGCCCCCUGCCCCUUUUUCACCCCUUCCCCCCAAUUUUUCCCGCUCUUUUCUCUCCUUUUUUAAUGUGGACGUUUUUAGCAAUUGCUGGCUGCCUAUGUGGCUCCUCCCCUGGGAUCUCUGUGGCUCUUCCCCUGGGAUCUCUGUGGCUCGGUGGGAAUGGCAUUUUUCAAAGAAUGCCUCAUACUGUGGCUUUAACCCAUUCCUGUGUAUGUGUCCAAUCACACACACACGCUUGCACACACACACACACACACACACACACACACACACACACGUACACGCACGCACACACACACACAUGGUCCACACACACACCAAUGUCCCGUGAAUAAGCACCAGUGUAGCCACUCUUCUGCUGCUCUGUGAAUCAACAGGAAUAAUACAAAUGAACAAGCAGUCUCUCAACAGUGACCACUGAGAUGAAGCCGUGUGUCAUUGGUGGUCACUGGAAUGACACAGAUGGAGUCAGGCUAAUCCACUGUAGACCCCGUAACCAUAGUGUACCACCAGUAAUCUCUCUCUCUUUCUGUCCCUGUCUGUCUCUUUCUCUCUUCUUCUCUCUCUCCCUCCCCCAGGGUGAUGGAACAUUCUGACUCUAACCGGAUGUCGACCCAGAACAUCGGCAUAGUGUUCGGUCCCACCCUGAUGCGUCCGGAGAGGGACAAUGUUAACAUGGCCAUCAACAUGGUCUACCAGAACCAGGCCGUGGAGCUCAUCCUCAAUGAGUUCGACCGCAUCUUCAGACCCAACAACUAUACAUCCCUC